Amoebophrya sp. A25 is the source of this 4450-nucleotide messenger RNA. The record is from the annotation of a GenBank genome assembly. Lineage: Eukaryota; Dinophyceae; Syndiniales; Amoebophryaceae.
UUGAAGAAGCCGCACCCAGACGAGAAAACAUAAUUGAAUAUCUAUUAUCACCUCGGCAGGAAAUGUAUCGUCUUGCCGGUGGUUCGAUAUGAUCACUUGAGACGCACUGAUGAUGAUUCUCCUUGCCGCUUCGAGGGGCCCUUCUCAAAAUAAUUUCUCAAAAUAGGAAAAUGGUCGUAACAGAGCCGGCAGCGGAUGGCGAUGGUGAAGGUGGGACUUCCUGUGAAGCCACUCGGACGCAGCGGCGAGCAGAGCGCACUCGUAAGCGCGUGCCAGCUGCAUUUGACGCCGCUGCUGACGCGGGUCUAUCGCAAAGAUUUCUUGUUUUGCAGCGACUUGGUCCGACGACUUUCCUGCUGCAGGAGGCCGAGAACAUCGUAAUAGGAGGUGGGGGUAGUGCCACUAGCGUUAGCGGAGAAGGAGAUGAUAGUGGAGAUAUCGCAGGAGAGGACGACGAAGAAGGUCGUGUGGUUUGGGACAGUCGCGCAGCAUCGAAUUCGGGGGAAAUCUUCGAUCCGCGAUGUUUUCCUUGCGCUGACGGCACCAGUGGCUGCACUGUCGAGACUGGUGCAUCGCAGAUUUCUAACACGACCAAGAAAAGUGCAAGCUCUUCUAAAGGGGACGAGCGAGGCCAACAGCGUCGCAGCAAAGCUGGUUCCACGAAGAAAUUCAAGGUUUCGCUCGGUUCGCCUUUUCACCAUUGCUCUUGUAACACUGGAGAAUCAACAACCACAAUAGAGAAGGAUAGCACGAGAUGGUGUGUGCACAUCUGCUUCGUUUUGCUAAAAGUCCUGCGGGUCGAGCGGGAUUUUCCUGUGGUUCAUCGUGGCCGCAUCACGGAAGCCGACCUGGAUCAAUUGCUGACUUAUCGAGAACGCCUAAAAGAGAGGCAGUGGGCAGCCGAGCAGCGCGCAAAACGGCGCGAGGAAGCAGCGGCGCGGCUUCAUGCACGAGGUGGCGGCGAUAGAGAUGGCGUAUGGCUAUACCAGAUAAUGAGCAGUAACGUGCUGUCACAGAUUAACUGAUUUCAGAAAGUCGGUCGCGUAGUUUGCAAAAGAGGGGGUCGUGGGACGGUUGUUCCACGACUACAAAAGUAUAGAGACUGGGCGUUUUGCGUAGUUCCUUCUAAACUUUGCCGGAGGAGGAGACGGCAACUUAGCAGGUGGCAAACACGGCAGCUCCAAAUAUCGGCCACCGGCAGAAGACGAGCAAUGCCCCAUCUGUUUCGAUGAUUUACUUGGCGACGGCGACUCGCGGUCGAAUCCUUAUGCUUUGAUAUACUGCGAAGAGGGGUGCAAACGAGCUAUCCACACGUCGUGCAUGCUGAAGUGGUGCGAACAUCAUAGCUCUUCCGGUGCAACGUGUCCUUUGUGUCGCGUGCCGUGGUCAGGGGAGCAGGUUCAAACACUGCAAAAACGACAGCUGAAAAACGUGCGCGCACAACGCAAGGACGCUCAUACGGGAUUAUCAUGCAGGUUUUGUCGUGUACGCCCAAUACGAGGUCCCAUGUACGCUUGCUUGAACAGCAACGGUCUUCCUUCUGCUGGUGGAACGAAUCCUCGCAAGCUUACAGAGGUCGAUGCUAUCCAACUACGUGGAGCACCAGCCUCUUCAUCGUCGGGACUAGCUUCGCGUCCAUUGCGCCAUGGGGCCCUCGGGAUCCUGGCGAACCAGGGACCGCGACCGUCGAAUAACGGCCCGUCCUCAAACAAGACUAGCGAUGUUCUACUAGACUCGGCGUUUAUUCUCGUGACUUACUGCGAAGAAUGUUUCUACAAUCCGGCAGCUCGAGUCUACAGUUCUCACGCAGAUGGUAGCGUCGUUGCGCGACUCUUUGUGCGGAAGCAGGCAGCGGACAGCGCAGAACUGGAGUUUGUGCCGAAUCCUUCGCAGGUUCCAACAGACCCUGCUAGGGUUAUGCAGGAACAACAGUUUCACUUCGAAUUUGGCUCUCGGGGUUAUGCCGCAAGUGUUCGAGAGCAACAGGCGGCGCUGGCUAAUGUUUUGUCUUCGAACACAGCCUACCAAGAUGUGAACGAUUUACCGUUGAGCGUACUGCUUUCGCUCGGAAGCGAUGUUGCUCAAGAACUAGGAGGCUUUCGGCCCUUGAACCCUGGACCAACUAGCAGCGGUACUAUAAGUGACGGCUUGGUUCCUGGGAAUGGCAUUGGUGGUGAUUCCACUAGCAGCAAUAGCUCCGCUUUGGCGGAGUUCGGCACAAAAGUUGAUACGGUCCAUGAAGCUAUUGCAGCUGUACUUCAAGUUAUGUGCUCGGCUGCGGAUCAGCGAGAGCAGACUAGACUCAAGGCUCGCAGCGGAAUGCAAAUCCAAGGCAACAAGGCAGCUAUUGGCAGAAACGGGGCCAUUGGUUCUCAGACAACAGAGGCGUGCGAGAAGCUUUGCGUGGUUUGUAAUGCGCCAGGUAAUUUGGAAGAUUCUUCCCACGCAGAGACCUCUUCCUCGUCUACAAAAGCGUCGUCUGCGUCAUUGCUUCGACUUUUCUGUGGACAUGCGUGCCACGCAGCUUGUUUGCGAGCAUGCUCGUCGUACAAAUGUCCUGCUUGUGGUACUUACCUUUUGCCAGCGUUGCAAGUUUUGAUGGACGGAAAGAAAUCAAAACCUGAUCCCGGGAUCGCUGGUGCCCUGGAUAAUGGAUUAGCAGAUGGAUCUUCAGCUCCGUGUGAUGCGCUCGGAGGCUUAGUCGCAAUCGGCACGUCCGCAGGCAAUGCAGCACCGUCGCAUGAACAAGUCAGAAACGCCUUAUUGCCUCACCAGCCUUUCAUAUCGGACCGAAGAAGUGGGCAACCAGCUACUGCAUUAGAAGACAGCUUGAGUGCAACUGGAAUCAGCGUGGGCGUAAGAAAUGAAUGUGCCAGAAACGAUGCUAUGCCUAACCAAUCCAGUGUCGGCGCAUCUAGACCUCCCGUCGCGAGGAGGACUCGCGAGGAGAAUCACCGGGUUCGGAGACUGGCGUCCCAAGAUGCACCAAGUAGGAGCAGAGCAACGACAAACACUGAAGAUUCAACUACAGUGGCGCCUUUGCCUGACUUCAGCACUGUGUCUGUGAGCGGUUCGAAUUUCAGUGGGUUGCAUACUGAGCCGGAGCCUAUGGAUUUGUAUCCAUCCUUGCCGGAUGAGAAGGUCGUCAUGUCCUGUCACAGUAGCAAGUCGAAGAUAGCUGCAACUGGGACUAGGCGCUCUUCGUUUUCUGCGAAUACAAAUCGUCGAAAAUCAUCUUUUCCAGCAAUUUCAUCUGGUACUAUCGCGAAGCCACCCAGUGACGACAUGUCUGGUGACCUCAGUGUCGGUGGCAUGCGACUGGACACCGAAGACGCGGAGCUGGGAUGCAACACUAGCGCUGAAAAUGUCGAAAUUAUGGGAUCGAAAUUUGGUUCUAAGCGUGUCCCACGGAGGAUACGAGGGUCAAGCAGUGUCAAUACUGAAACACAGAGGGAUCCCUUGCCCGCGGCACCUUCUACGAUAUCCUCAUCAUCUAUUUCCAACCGUACUACAGCUGGCGACAACUCCUUGACUGUGUCCUCCGUCGGCAUGACUGGGUUAUGUUCGUCUUCGAAAACACCUUCCAGCACGGGUGCAGCGGCCAACCCACGAGGAGAAAAGAGAUUGGCUCCGUCUCGACUGCGCACAAGACCGCGUGUAGGGACAUCUGAAACAGCUAUGCUGGACAAAGACCACUUGGCGAGUCUUGCGUUAAUUGGCGGACCAGUGUUCAAUGGCCCGUGAUAAGUGAGCGUCCUUUUUGCUCGCGGAUUUGGUGGAGUGGAUGCAGACACUCAAAGACGUUAACAGCUUUUCACCGCGUUUGAUCGCAGGGCGACUACAACGCGUAAGGGCGUGUACGCUGCAGAACCGGCUGCCUGCCAACUGGUAAGGCCAAACGAUACGAAACGGCGUGUGCCAGCAGCCGCCAUCCUAUGCACACGAGCAUGGAUCGUUUCUUGCUUGAAACAAAACGCCUUCUAGACGGCCAUCGAGCACCACAGCGGUGCGAUAGUGCAAAUAUGGCUACGACUCAUCUUUUGCAGACACGACCGCGCAACAGAGGCGAAAACCGAAAUAUGGUCCGAAUAGCAGCUGCUUCGCCACGUGAGUCUGCGAUGAGCGCGCGCCUUCUGAAGCGCGAGCUUCGCCCCGGCGCGUUUUCUGACUUCCCAGGCUCAAGUUUUCGAUGCUCGUAGACUUUAUAAUUGAAUUUUCUGGCCCACGACCGUCGUCGAACAGGUCGACAAGAAAGAGAUGAAUCAGCGUGAUAACAGAUGAUGCACAGUAGAACAUGUUUUUGUCGCCAAGCGAUAGGUUACAAGAUUGGCAGUGGUUGAGAUGAGACUAUUCCACUUACACGGCACAAUACCAUUCUAGGCGAUCACGACUGUCCGUUGACGAACAUGCGAGUGCGAUAGAGUGAAAAAAAAUGCGUUGCACCAAAAAA